UCAACCGUCAUCCCCAUCAUCCGCGUGUCACCAUGUCUCUGUCACUCGAUAAACCAUCGGUAGCGUUUAGGCCACCGUCUCUGUUGUUGUUGUUGCUGUCAUCGACAUUGCAGUUACAGGUGCUGACCACGGCGGCGACGCGCCACAGCGCCGUCAGCGUGCUGGCGGCCACACUGCGCGACGAGGGUGAGAAGUGCGUGCGGUCCGCCGACCUGUGGCCGUGUCUCAUCACCAGGACCGGUGCAAAAGUCGUGGCUGCUGCGGCCGCGUAUCCGGGAGAGAUACCGCUGAUGGGUCAAUAUUUGGCCGUGGUUCCGGACGGCCGGGCGCGGACUUCUUCGGGCGUCGAUGGGUUGACGGCGGCGCGCAAAAACGGAACCUCGCCGUCCACGUCGGUGUACUCGAAAAUCACGGAAUUCGCGGAGAGGCGGUCGCUCAGGGUGUCCGUCCCCGUGGACGCCAUCGGGUGGCUGAUAGGCGUUACGACGUCCGCGCCCGUCACCGGCGGUGGCGACGAAGGCCGAGGCAAAAAGGACAAGGGCGCGGGCGUGCUGAUGCUUGGCGGCAUGAUGAUGAUCACCACGCUCAUGUCCACCGCGUUCGGGGCGCUGGCGCUGAUGGCUGCCAAGGGGCUCAUGACCAGCAUACUCGCUCUGAUGCUGUCCGCGAUGGCGGUAUCGAAAAAGUCGGGCGGCCACGGCCACGCCAGGACCACGUACGAAGUCAUCAACAACCCGGGACCCCACCAAGCGUACCAACAGGCGUCCAAUUACGGUUUUGAAGGCAACGGGGCUAUCGUAACAGACAUCAAUGCAGGUCAAUACAAUGCAGCUCAAACCGAAUCAAUUCAAUAUGGUAAUCAGCAAUAUGAUUAAUAUUAAUUAAUUGUUUUAGAUUCUAGUACUAUAAUAUUAAUCAAUUAAUUAA
Molecule: messenger RNA, 927 nt
Organism: Melanaphis sacchari
Lineage: Eukaryota; Metazoa; Arthropoda; Insecta; Hemiptera; Aphididae
Exons: 2
Coding region: 33-875 (280 amino acids)
Source: RefSeq, a predicted model, not a curated record